Molecule: messenger RNA, 1503 nt
Organism: Peronospora farinosa
Lineage: Eukaryota; Oomycota; Peronosporomycetes; Peronosporales; Peronosporaceae
Source: the annotation of a GenBank genome assembly
AUGAAGCUGCUUGGUCCAGUUUCAGGCUCAGAAAGUGGCAACCAGCGUUCAGAGACAUCGUCGACGUGCCGCACCGCAUCCUCGACACUGAGCAGUUUCUAUGCUGCAGUAAAUGCGACUGAAGAUUAUAAAGCAAAAGCUUCGUCGCCGAAGUCAAAGUCGAAGCGCUUGUCAUCUCGAAAGGAGAAGGAAAUUCAAAGUGCGUUUGCAGAUUCGACUUUUUCCAUCUUCAGUCUGGCCGAGUCCGAUCACUCAGACUCAGAAUCUAAGCCAGAGAAGAAUGCAGUGCAGAAAAUCCCAGCGCAUAGGCUGGGAAAGAGUCGAAGCCAUAGUGUGAACCGGGAACCGAUGGAGAAGAAGGAGCAUUUGGAUUUUAGCGCCUCUUCCAGCAGUGUCAAAUACUUUGAGGUGUCGGCAAUCACACAGAAGUAUCUAAACCCAAAGCCGGCAAAAGCAGCGAUGGAGAAGGCAAGUUUAAAGCCGAUGACAGAGGAGGAAAACGAAAGCGACGACUCGAACGCAGAGCCGAGCAGACGUUAUGCAGACAUAAGAGGUCACACAAGCGAGAGAAGACGUAAUGUGAGACCACCAAGUCAGGGCAAGCACCAUCAUCACAAGUCCCGUGGUAAAGAACAAAGCAAAGACCACAUGCUCCCACCGUUUCAACGCGGCAAGCCUGUCGAUGAGAGCUUCCGAGACAGUGGUGAGUUGCUCCAGGAGCAAGAAAAGCUAUCGGAUCAAAAUACAGAUUCCAAGCCAAAGCACAUUUCGGAAGACAAUGGGUUCCAGAUGACGCAAUUAUCUUUGAGCAACGACAAGUGCUAUAGCGAUGACGACGAAAAGGAAGAUGACACGUUUGUGGCAAACCGAGGCAAGCAGGACUUGGCCGCCAAGCUUCGGGCUAAGAAGGCUGCUAUUGCUGGUAUUGACCCUGCCAGUCUCGACGCAAAGGAAAAGGCCCCAACGACUGCUAAUUACAAGCUGAGUAGAAGGGACCAAGAGAUUAUGCAGCAGAUAUCGGAGCUGGAAGCAGUGGUACUUCAGCACAAUAACGAUCUGCUGGACUUGCUGGAUAUGUACAGCGAAGCCACCAAGCGAGCGCAAAAUGCGCAGAAGGGAUUAAAGAAGGCAAAGGUGCGCGUGGCUCGAUACGAAAAAGCACAUGCUGCCGUCUCGCGAGCGAUUCGCUCUGGAAAAUUGUACAUGAAGCAAAAGGAGUAUAUGGCUGCUAUCCUCGAGAUCUCGCGCGCCACUGGCAUUGAGCGCUCGAACGCAACACUGUGGUACAUGCUUGCAGAGUGUCGAUUGAUGGUCAGCCAGCCUGCGGCCGCAGAAGAUGCGUGCAUGACGUGUUUAAAGUUACAUCCUACGGCUGCAGCUGUGGCCUUGCUAGGACGUAUUAUGCACGAACGAGGACGAAAGGACGAGGCGAUUGAGUGUUAUUUAGAGGCUUUGGGACGAAACGAUGACAGCGAGAGCGAAGACGAUAGUGCGUACAUGUAA